Molecule: messenger RNA, 1047 nt
Organism: Penicillium angulare
Lineage: Eukaryota; Fungi; Ascomycota; Eurotiomycetes; Eurotiales; Aspergillaceae
Exons: 1
Coding region: 1-1047 (348 amino acids)
Source: RefSeq, a predicted model, not a curated record
AUGACACUAGCAGCGGAUCCCGCUGGGAGUGUCCGUCAAGACUUCAAUGCAAGUGACCACAAAUUACCGCCCGCCAGUGGUAUCCAACCGCAGUUAAAAAGCACACCCAAAGCUGCUUCCUCUUCUCUUUUGCUGGUGAACUUACCGACUAUUUCUCGAGAUAAGGAUCACCAAGUCUUUUUGGUCGCAGAGGAUAUAGAGACGUAUCUGAAGCGGGAUUUGGACCACAGCCGGCUCAACAGGAUACAUGGGCAUCUUUGGAUGGCCGGGAGACCUUUAAAUGCCAGGCCAAUACACCGACAGAAGAUGAUGGGUUGCGAAUUCCUCCUGACAGAGCAAGCGGACCUUCACCUCCUCAAGUUCUCAAACAAGGUCUUCGUUAAGCCGCUCCCGGAUUAUAUGCUAGAUUUCAUGUUCUGGGACAAAUAUCUCUGCGAAUCGGAGGAGCUUCAUAAAUCUGCUUGUGGAAUCCUGCUCUCCUAUGUUUGGUUGAUCUGCUCUCCUCUCGACUUGAAAUAUGCUCACAAGCUAGAUCUCCUCCCGCGUGAGAUAACGUGGAUCUGGUGGAAGAGUUUCGUUGCGGAAUUUCUCUCACAGAUCGAUGCAAAUACGCUCAACCAGGUCAAUAAACGCUACCACUUUGGCGAGCUACGACUAGGAAGGAUCAAUUCCAUAUACAGGAUCCGGUUCUUCUUCACGCAUUUCAUUCGCGGCUAUUUGUACGGCUACAACCGCUAUACAGUAUUCUUCCAGAGGAAUUUUGCCUGGAUACUCAUCGUAUUGGUAUAUUUCUCCCUCGUGCUCGCAGCGAUGCAGGUUGGAACUACUGUCUCGCCACUGAGCACGAGCCACGCCUUUCAGCGGGCUUCUUACGGCUUUGUGGUCUUCUCGAUUGUCACCGUGGCAGCAGUUGUGUGUUUUCUGGGAAUCUUGUUCGUUACAAUAUUCUUAACUAAUAUGGUCCUGGCCAUUUCACAUGAGAAAAAGAAGAGAAGAGACCGGGAAGUCCUAGCCCGAGAGAACGAGGCGGGGGCAGCUAAAGCUUAG